CGUGCCCACACAGGAGUAGGGGUCUUGCCAUACACCCCGUUUCCUACCUUGGUCUAGAGCCCACCCCCGGCUCCCAGAACAGCACUGAGCGCCCAGCCCGGGGGCACAUCCCCGCGCAGACGCCAGGCGCCCAGUCCUCGCUGCUCCGGAGGCGGCGGGAGGGCGUAGCCUAGGGGCUGCGGGCCCGGAGCCGGGAUGCCAGAAGGGCCGUCUGUGAGGAAGUUUCACCAUUUGGUGUGCCCCUUUGUGGGGCAGCAGGUGGUCCAGACAGGGGGCAGCAGCAAGAAGCUGAACCCCGCCAGUUUCCAGUCCCUGUGGCUCCAGGACACCCAGGUCCAUGGAAAGAAACUAUUCCUUAGAUUUGACCCAGAUGAAGAAACCAGGUGUCCUGGCGACAACCCACUGCCAGAACCUCUACGAAAAAGAAAGAGGAAGGAAGGGGCUGGGGACCACAAGCAGACCUUGGGUCCCGCCUUCCAGAAAAUCUUGGACCAGUCACCCCGGUCCCCGGAGCUUGUCCACAGCGGAGACAAUGACUCGGAGUAUUUGGGGGGGGACAGCCCUGCCGGGAGUGCAGAGAGGUGGCUGCAGAUCCGCUUUGGUUUGUUUGGCAGCAUUUGGGUGAACGAAUUCUCCAGAGCAAAGAAAGCAAACAAGAGAGGUGACUGGAGGGACCCCAUUCCAAGGUUGGUCUUGCACUUUGGUGGUGGCGGCUUCCUGGCAUUUUAUAAUUGCCAGAUGUCUUGGAGCUCUUCCCCAGCGAUCAGACCCACCUCUGACAUCUUGUCUGCAAAGUUCCACCGAGGACAAGCCUUGGAAGCUCUGGGCCGAGCUCAGCCUGUCUGCUACACGCUGUUGGACCAGAGAUACUUCUCAGGCUUAGGGAACAUCAUUAAGAAUGAAGCCUUGUACAGAGCUGGGAUCCAUCCCCUUUCUCUCGGCUCACUCCUCAGUCCUCAGCAACUUGAGAUCCUUGUGGAUCAUGUGGUGGAGUUCAGUGCAGAUUGGCUUCAUGGCAAGUUCCAGGGCAGACAGCAGCACACGCAGAUCUACCAGAAAGAUCAGUGCCCUGCCGGGCACCAGGUCAUGAAGGAGGCCUUCGGGCCUCCAGGCGGCUUCCGGAGACUCACCUGGUGGUGCCCACAGUGCCAGCCCAGGCUGUCCCCUGAUGAGGUGGAGCGAGUUCAGCUUUCCUAAGGCACUCGGGCCUCUUCCUCACAGGACCCUGCCCUUUGGGGAGCACGGAGUUCAAGUGUCGAGAAGGGAGUGCGAGCAGGGAUUGGGAGUGGAGGCAGAACUAGAGGGGAGGAGGGGUCAGGAGGAUGUCAGUCCUCUUGAUGUUCAUCUCACUGAAGUUAUGUCGAAGACAGAGUUUUCACAGGGUUAGAUUUUUUUUCAAGUGUUGGCUAAUUUUUUUUUAAUUUAAAAACUGUUUUUAUCCUCACCCAGGGACAUUUUCCAUUGCUUUGACCAAGAGAGGAGGGGAGGUAGAGGCAGCAAGUGGCUGCCUCCCGUAGUCACCCCAGCCAGAGCGGGUGUUCCAACCACCUGAGCCCUGCCACCCGGGGCAAGUGUUGGUUAACUCUCCCUGUCUGAGUCUGCCGCUGUGGAAGAUGAGAAAGGUUUCGUGACAGUUAAGGGGAAAGCCUCCCAGAAUGACAAUGGGGUGAUGAAAAUAUAAGUCUAUGGAAAAUUGUUGCACCCCAACAUUGUGGUUUGGUUUGUUUUGGUUUUUCAAAGGUUGGUUGUUUUAAGGCCCUCCAUUUGAGAAAGGGAAACACGGAAUUGUCUUUUUUCGUUCCCCUGGAGGCAGCCCAGGGCCGAGGAUGGAGGAGCAUGAGGGUCAUGUUCGGAUGCAGCCUCCAGACUGGGUCCUUUUCCGUGGGAGGGGGACACCCGGGGAAGGGGUCAGGGGAGGAGGGAGACCAGGGAACUGGCCACCUUUCUUGUGUGCCCCAUGGGCUUUAGAAACAGCUCCUCAUUUCCUCCUCGAGGGUUUUGUUUGUGACCAUUGCUAUGUGGAACAGUGCCGGAAUCAAGGGUCAUGGAGACACCGUGUAAAGUGGCUAGCAAGAGCUGGAGGAGAA
Messenger RNA from Phyllostomus hastatus (greater spear-nosed bat), 2087 nucleotides. RefSeq names its product nei like DNA glycosylase 2 (gene NEIL2). The record is from RefSeq and is a predicted model, not a curated record. The transcript has 5 exons. Gene Ontology annotation, molecular function: damaged DNA binding; zinc ion binding; DNA-(apurinic or apyrimidinic site) endonuclease activity. Gene Ontology annotation, cellular component: nucleus. NCBI's taxonomy places the organism in Eukaryota, Metazoa, Chordata, Mammalia, Chiroptera, Phyllostomidae. Bases 196 to 1197 code for a protein of 333 amino acids. Gene Ontology annotation, biological process: base-excision repair.